Annulohypoxylon truncatum is the source of this 2791-nucleotide messenger RNA. RefSeq lists its product as uncharacterized. Gene Ontology annotation, molecular function: nucleic acid binding. NCBI's taxonomy places the organism in Eukaryota, Fungi, Ascomycota, Sordariomycetes, Xylariales, Hypoxylaceae. The record is from RefSeq and is a predicted model, not a curated record. The transcript has a single exon. Bases 461 to 2335 code for a protein of 624 amino acids.
ACAAAACCCAACGUUGGAUGAAUGACAUAUUCAUGAUCUCUUCGGCGCAUCCAUUCACCUACACUACCUACCUACUCACCUACUCUUUUCAAGAACAACAAUUACAACAUCCCUCUAAACCACAACACCUAUCCCUGUUUCAGCUUCCCGUCUACCUAACCAACUUUUUACAACCUAGACGACUACUGCAAACCGUUACUCCAAUUUAAUCACUUACACUUCAUAACUUUCCACUUUUUCUUUUUUUCCCGUCUAAGCUACCUUAAAAGUCCCUGACGAUUUAUUCGGAACAUUUUCUCCCAUCACACAGAUACCUACCUAAUUACGAACGCGCUGUGCUUCCCAUUCGUAAUUACAAAACAAACUUCGUCCUUUUCUUGUUGAAAGGAAUCAAACAAGAAAUGUGCAUACUUUCUUAAAUUUACCCUCCGUUCACACUUACCCUUUCCUGUCGCGAGCCAUGGCUACAGACUGGAACAAACUCAAGGUCGUCGACCUGAAAGCCCAGCUUAAGAGCCUCGGCUUGCCUCAGAAUGGCCUUAAGGCUGAUCUAGUAGCACGUCUGGUAGCUGCAGAAUCCGAAAAGAAUGCAUCUCCAUCCCCCGACGAAGCCACCGAGGGCACUGAGGAUGUUAACGACGAGCCGCAACCUCAACAAGAAUCUCCUAAGGCACCCGAAGCCAUUGAACCGAGUCCCCCCAAUGAGUCUCCUAAACAAUCUGAAGUCGGAAGCGAAGCUGUACAUGUAGAACCAGAAACGCCUGUGGCUGCACCUGCAGCUGAGGCUCAGGCUAUUGUCGCCCCGUCAUCCUCCGGUGCGACCCCUUUACGAGCGAGCGAAGCCUUACAGGAUUCGCAGAAACGAAAGCGAAGAUCGUUGAGUCCUGCCCCCUCUACCCACGAGGUUGCACGUAAGCGAGCUAGACAGGAGGAUGGCGAUAGCCAAGAAGACCAAGCUGCAGAUCCGAUCCCAGAAGAAGUCGACGAGGUAGCUCCUCGAAAGGAAGAGACUUCAGCUCCUUCAGACGUCGAGAUGCAAGGUGCUAAAGAUGACGCGCCAACCGAGCCCGAACCCGGACACGAUAUCGGUAUUGCUCAGCCCAGCCCUACGGAAAACGUCCCCCUAGUUACUCAGAACGGACACACCGAAGAAGAUGUUACUAUGGAUGACACCGAACCAACCUUCGAAGGACGUCACGAAGACCCGUCCUCUCGAGAAGAGACCUACAACGCGCCUCUAGUCGAGAUAGAACGCGAUGUGGCACCGUCGAUCCAUCCAGCCACAUGUGCACUCUACAUUAAGGACUUCAUGCGACCUCUUCGAGAGCAGGCGGUCAAGGAUCAUUUGUUAGACCUCGCCACACCGGUAGGCGCUCCCAUUGAAGAUGGUACAAUUGUUGAUUUCUACCUUGACAAUAUCCGAACACACGCAUUUGUCGUGUUUAACAGCAUAUCGUCUGCCUCAAGGGUACGUACCGCACUCCACAACCGCAUCUGGCCUGAUGAGACCAACCGCAAGGCUUUGUGGGUUGACUUCAUGCCGUCAGAGCGCUUCGCGGAGUGGGUCGAUAUGGAACAGACGUCUUCCGGAAGACGUGGUUCGACGAACCGUUAUGAGGUCGUCUACGACAACGAUGAGGAUGGUAAUGUGAUUGUCAAGCUCGAAGAAUUCGACAGCACGGGCCCCGCCCCAAAGCAGACGCUUAUUGCGCCCGAACCCGCGCCCGAGCGCAAGCAGUCCAUUCCUACCGGCCCGUCCCGAUCUUUCGCUGGCAUCGAAGGCGCGCCUACGGGACCGCGCGGUUUUCCGGGAGGUCGCGGUUCCGCGAUUCAUCCUAACAGGAUGGCGCGAAUAGACCAAGCCGGACAGACAACCCGCGCCUUCCCAACCAUCACGUACCAGCCCGUCUCGGACGAGUUGGUGCGUCGACGACUUGACACGAUUUCGGCGGCGAAGAGUAAGAGCUUGGACAGAGACUUCGGCAAGGAAUACAAGCGCUACUACUUCGAGAACGGCGAUACCCUUGUUGACAGAGGUCCCGAGAUUUUCCUAGGUAUCCGCCCGCCGCACCGAGAGCGCGAGCGCCAGCGUGAUCAGAGACGCGACCCACGCGACCCACGCGACCCGCCACGUGCUCGCCGAGGUGGUGGUGGUGGAAACGGUCGACGUCGUGGAGGCAUGCCGAUCUUCCACGGCGUUCCUCGAGGUGGCGAUCGAUUCCGUCCCGGAGAGUCCUCCGGACCAGGUCCCAACGGCCGCUCUCGAUAUGCAGACGACCGACCAGGCCGCCGCUACGAUGAUCGCGGUAGCCGAAGAGAUAGAGACCGUUACUAACGAACUAAUAAUCUCUGCAGAUGUCUAGAGACAGCGACACGAAGCCAAAGUUAAGUGACGUUGCUGCAAGGCAUUACGAAACCAACUGUAUAUGAAUGAAUUGGACGUACGACGCGCGGUUCCCGCUACUCCCGCACCUAAAUCGCAAACGCAAAUCAACCAAAAGUUUAAGGGCCCUUUUUUUCUUCGGAGCAUAGAGAGACGCAUAGGAACGAGAACAAACAGCAUUUGGCAGGACAGAUAGGACGCAUUGUAUGGAAAGGAUACCCGGUCCGAAGGGAAAGGAGGGCGGUGGCAAAGCAAGCCUAUUUGACGAGAACAGAACAGAAGACGGCGACACGAGAGACAGCUUUUUGCAAGACAAAUUUCUGACAUGACGCCUGACUGAUUAAGGUACCCAGUAGGCUAUUGCAAGACAAAGUGUGCUAAUAAUUGAUGAUGUUUAUAACCCGAGAU